Sordaria macrospora k-hell is the source of this 1374-nucleotide messenger RNA. Lineage: Eukaryota; Fungi; Ascomycota; Sordariomycetes; Sordariales; Sordariaceae. The record is from RefSeq and is a predicted model, not a curated record.
AUGCCUGCUCUCGAAGGCAUGCUAGAAGCCGCCAACGCGCCGCAACACAAAGAUGGCGAAAUUGCCUUCCCCCCCGUCACCCGGGACCACAUCCUCCACUGCUCCUACGACUACUGGUUUCCCAAGUACCGCACCUCGUGCAUCCGCUCGCGCGUGAUUCCGCUCAGUCGCGACUUCGUCUCCUACAUCCGCGAAGACGGCAUCAUCCUCGCCGACGACGAGCCCGGCAACGAGAACGAUUCCGAUGACGACGACUGGGAGCCGACCGUCCCCUCCUCUGAGAUCCCCGCACCCCCGCGCAACCCCGGCGACGCCGACAACGACUCCGACUCAGACGAUGAGGACUCAACCCCCGCCAAGCUGCCUCCCAACAAGCGCUUCCCCGACCUUCACAACGCCAUCAACGCAGCCAUCAAGGCCCUCGGCGGCGCCGUCGCUCCCAAGCUCAACUGGUCGAGCCCCAAGGACGCGACCUGGAUUUCGCGCCACCCCAACACGGUGAAGUGCACUUCAGCCAACGACAUCUACAUCCUCUUGAAGUCCUCGUCCUUCAUCAGCCACGAUCUCGACCACGCUUUUGACGAUUGUGUUGGCGUCCCCUCCGUCUCCUCCUCGACAACAUCGCAACAACAGCAACCAUUCCAACCCGUCCUCGCCCUCCGCUCCUUCUUCUCCCCGCUCCCCUCUCUCGAAUUCCGCUGCUUCGUCAAAGACCGCCAUCUAAUCGCCAUCACCCAGCGCGACCUCAACUACUACGCCUUUCUGCGCAACUUGCGGCCUGCCAUCAUCGCGCGCUGUCGCGAGCUGUUCAACACCAAGCUCAAGUCCACCUUUCCCGAUUCGUCCUUUUGCUUCGACGUUUACAUCCCCGAGGCGGCGUACCGGUCGGACUCCGAAGACAGCGAUGAGGACGAGACGUCAGAGGUGAGAAGUAGACUGGCCAGAGCAAGGCUGAUCGAUAUUAACCCCUGGGCGCCGAGGACGGAUACGAUUCUGUUUGGGUGGGAGGAGUUGUUGGAGGCAGAGAGAAAAGAGGAGAAGACCGUCAGGCUACGGUUCUCCACAACAGGGGCGGCUGCUGCUGGGGGAGAUGAUAACCUUACGGAGCCAGAAGAGGACGACUUGGAUGAUGAUCUUGAUGACGAGACGACGGAGGAUGAUGACGAGCAGGAAGACGAGGAAGACGAGGUUGAGCUGAGACUGGUGGAGCAGGAUGAUCCGGCUGCGUACAACUUCAGCUCGCCGCAGUACUCGGCACAUAAGAUGCCGAAGGAUGUGGUGGAUGCUAGUAUGGCGGGUGAAGGGGGCAUGCGGGAGUUUGCUAGGGAGUGGCAGAGGUUACAGGAGCAGAGGGGCGGUGGUUCUAGCAGCUAA